Messenger RNA from Sphaerulina musiva SO2202, 2867 nucleotides. Its product is annotated as ribosomal protein S5 domain 2-like protein. Gene Ontology annotation, biological process: U4 snRNA 3'-end processing; U1 snRNA 3'-end processing; TRAMP-dependent tRNA surveillance pathway. The coding region runs from base 1 to 996 and encodes 331 amino acids. Gene Ontology annotation, cellular component: nuclear exosome (RNase complex); cytoplasmic exosome (RNase complex). The record is from RefSeq and is a predicted model, not a curated record. Lineage: Eukaryota; Fungi; Ascomycota; Dothideomycetes; Mycosphaerellales; Mycosphaerellaceae. The transcript has 3 exons.
AUGGCGGCCGCGGAUGCUAAACCGGGACUGUCUUUCCCGCGCGACACGUUCGCGAGUCUGACGCCGAAACCAUUUCUCCUCGCGCAUCUCAAGGCGCCCAAAUCCACACGUCCCAGUGGUCGCUCGCCAAGCGAGUUCCGCAAGCCAACAGUCAACACAGGAUCGCUGUCUCACAGCAACGGAAGCGCCCUCGUCCGCGUCGGAGACACUGCGAUAGUGUGUGGAGUGCGAGCUGAGAUUCUUCUGGCUUCAGAUGUCGCCAAACCCCCCAGCGAUGAGGCAGAGGAUAUCGACAUCAUCGAACAGCUCGGCCUUUUGGUGCCAAAUCUAGAACUCAGUACAGGCUGUUCUCCAGCGCACAUGCCCGGCAAUCCGCCAAGCUCGGUGGCACAAUCACUCUCAUAUCGGAUCUCAUCCCUACUCAACGACUCGGGCUCUGUGAAUCUGGACGAUCUGCGCAUCACAUACACUCAGCCGGCCGCCGAGGACGACGGUCUGGGCGAACCUGGACAGGUUGUGACUAAGGCCUAUUGGACGCUAUAUGUGGACAUCUUGUGCCUCGCUCUGGAUGGGAAUGCUUUAGAUGCUGCCUGGUUGGCUGUCUACGCCGCACUGCGGGACACUCGCUUACCGGGCGCCCACUGGGACGCCGACAGAGAGAGCGUGGUGUGCUCGCCAUUGGCAUUGGAUGAAAAGCGAUUACAAAUUCGAGAUCUGCCCAUAGUCUCGACCUUUGCAAUCUUCACCACUGCCUCGCCACUGAAACUCUCCACGAAUCCCCAGAAUUGGAUUCUUGCUGACCCCGACACGUUUGAAGAAGAACUUUGCAACGAAGUGAUGUCAGUUGUCCUACAACCAAGCGGCGAACAUGGUCGGCUCAUCUCUCGGCUAGAGAGCAGCGGUGGUGCUUCUAUCGACAGGCAAACCAUGUAUACCUGUCUCCAACUCGCUGAGGCACGUUUUCAGGAACUGAGUUCUCUUCUGCACGGGUCUUAGGAAAGGAAGCCUGUGGCCUGCGCCAAAUGAGUCAAGUCACAGCUGUGCAGAAGAGUGAGCUCCUGCGAAUCUCAGCUCAUUGGGGCGCAUGCCUUUUUUGGGGAACACGCUGCCUUUAUCCUGGGCCAACGGCAGAGCACUCCGUGAUGGCGCUGAACUUCGCGUUAGCGCGAUUGUCGUGCUGACCACCUGCAUCCAGGAAAGGCUGGUUGUACGAGUGCCUUGUGCAAUCACAUGUGGCCGAUGAUGAAAGCAGACGUCCCGCAGGGCACAGUACCCUCGGCCAGGAAGACAAAUUCAGGUGCACUGUCAUCUUUUUGGCGAUCACGCCACGCCUCUGAGUACAAGGACCAUGUUCGAGACAUGCGCUUUCCUUGUUCACAAUCUAGACUCAAAAGACUCGGCAUUCAGCAGCAAUCAGUAGCCGGUCGGACUCGGCUCUCAGGAGUUGAUUCUCGUUUGAUGGGAGCAUACCUUGCUGCACAUGAUGUCAACCAUAUAAGCGGAUAGCCAAAGAAAAAGAAUUCAGUGCGAUGGAGAUACAGCUGAGAGCACUGUGGGCUUGCUCACUAGAACCGCGCCUUCGUAACAAGAUGCUUACGUCAACAUCAUGGAUUGACCAAGCAAUUGAUGGAUCUCCGAACUCGAGAUAGCGUUCUGGAACGGUGGCAAGAUUCGUUCAUGCUGAUAAUGACUCCCUCUAGUCAUGCAGUUCUUAGCGAAAGCACCGGAUAUGUUGCCGGUAUCAUGCUCGUUGAAUUGCGGAAACAUGAGCCAAGCAAGCAUCGUGGAAUUUCAUCCUCAACCUUGGGUCGCAACUUUUGCCACGUGUACCCAGUCCUACGACGAUCCCUCCGCACUCAGUCUGAUAAGGCUGGGUGGGCGAGUGGCUAACGGCUUGGUGGUAUGUGAGACAGCAUUGGGGUUGAGCUUCGUCUCGUCACAAGUGAGUCCUCUCCAAGCCAGCGCUGGAGAACAAGAUGACAGUAGAAUGCUGGAGAACUUUCGGUCCAAGGCUCCUACCUCCGCGGCUUCGUUUUCAGCGAGCGCGUCAAAGACGAAACCCGCGUUUGGUGGUGGGACAGGCAGUCUUGCGGAUGAACGCCUGCCACGAUCCUGCAGGGUUCAGUGUCACACCGACCCGCAGACCCUCGACGAAGAUAUCCACCCACGCAUAUCAUCGGGGCCGGAAGCGAGGUAAACAUAGCAUCGCUGAGAUCGAGAAUGAUAUCCUUAUUAUAUUCGAUCGAGCGCGGCGCAUGCAGUACGACAUCACUAAGUACUCACUUGAACCUCACCAAUAUGCCCAAGAACCCCACUGUCGGACACCCACGUGCUCCAGGCGCACAACGAAGACAGUAGCUAUACAAUGCGACGUUUUUUUUGUCUACUACCCUGCUUUGUCAGUCAUGGCAAACUCUCUUUGGAUACCAGAUGUCUUCGAUGUGUGGCCCGAUUACAGGCUUUUGUAUGACUGCACAUCCACGCUACAGUUGUCACCGGCAUCGCGCCGGACUCUACAGUGUAUGCCUGGAUAGGUCACCUUUGCCUAGCCAGGUUGUUUUGUGGCAGAGAUGAUUGUUUCUGCCCGAUGCAGUCUGGCGUGCUUCCUGGGCUUGGUCAACCACGCCCUGAACCCACUCGCACACAAUCAGGCGGCCUCACACAACGCGGUAACUCAAGGAUGAACGGUCGACUCGCGUUUCCAAGCCACACUAGGUGUCCACUACGACCCACGCCUACCGUUCAUGGCCCUGGUCUGGUGGUUUUCCGUGAGCUUGUGACUGUCCGUAGGCCACCAACGCCCUACGCGAGGGCUCGUGGUGCGGUUUCCGAAUAAGAUAAUAAAUGCUACCCUCCUCAACCACUUC